This is a messenger RNA of Carica papaya (papaya), 1420 nucleotides long. RefSeq names its product Haloacid dehalogenase-like hydrolase (HAD) superfamily protein. NCBI's taxonomy places the organism in Eukaryota, Viridiplantae, Streptophyta, Magnoliopsida, Brassicales, Caricaceae. Gene Ontology annotation, molecular function: hydrolase activity. The record is from RefSeq and is a predicted model, not a curated record.
UAAUUUGAUGUAUUACCACAACUAUGAAGCCACAGCAAACAGUUGCAGUGGAAAGAGGAAAACGAAAAACUCCUUUUGGUUGCCAUGGAAAUAGCUUCGUGUUCAAUCCCUCAAGCUCUUCAUAUUUCAUUUACCAAAACCAUUACUAGCAACAGAUAUUUUAGCUAUCAAAAACUGCCAAGAACCAGCAAUUUCGAUUGUCUUCCUUCAUUAUCUCCUCCUACUUUCCCUAUAAGCUUCAAGAUUCCCAGAAAAUUUCUGCAGUUCAAUGGGUUCACUGCUUUCAGCUCACUUCCCAAUCAAGAAAGCGAAAACCCUUCUCAAGAACUAGCUGUUCUUCUUGAAUUUGAUGGGAUCUUUGUUGAUGCUUAUCGCUUUGGGAACCGCCAGGCCUUUAAUGCAGCAUUUAAAAAGCUUGGACUUGACUGUGCAAAUUGGUCGGGGCCUGUUUAUGCAGACCUUGUCAAAAAGAAUGCUGGUGAUGAGGAGAGGAUGCUGUUUUUGUUUUUUAACCGUAUUGGUUGGCCUACUUCAUUGCCCACCAGUGAGAAGGAAAGUUUUGUGAAACGUGUUUUGAGAGAAAAGAAAAAUGCAAUGGAUGAACUUCUGCUCUCAGGAGGUCUACCUUUGAGGCCUGGACUUGAAGAUUUCAUAGAUGAAGCAAACAAUGAGGGUGUACCUGUGAUUGUCCUGACUGCCUAUUGCAAAAGUGGGGAGAAAGUGGCUCGGUCUAUUAUUGAAAAGCUCGGUGACAAAAGAAUUUCAAAGAUAAAGAUAGUUGGAAUUGAGGAGGUAGAGCAGAGUUUGUAUGGCCAACUUGUACUGGGUAAAAGAAUGUCUUGUGAUUUGGAUGAACAACUAGCUGAGGAAGUAAAAAGAGCGGCUUCUGCUGAGAAACAAAGGAUAGCCAAGGAGGUUGCAUCCAUACUAAAGUUGAGUGUUGAUCUUGACACGAGUUCAUCUGAACGUUUACAGAAGAUUAUUGCCACACUGCGUGCGGGAGCAGAAUCUGCAGGGUUACCUUUUCAAAAUUGCAUUCUUAUUGCUGGAAGUAAACCUGGGGUAAAUGGAGCUGCGCAAAUAGGGAUGCCAUGUGUUGUUUUACGGAGCAGUUUGACAUCAAGAGCUGAGUUUCCUUCAGCCAAUGCUGUACUGGACGGAUUUGGAGGUGCAGACCUAACAAUCUCUAAGCUACGGAACAAGAGGAAGCCAUAAGAUGGACUCGAGAACUUUAGCUUGUGAAACUGAUAUAUUGAGAUGUGUUUUCUUUUUUUUUUAUACUUUCUUCAGAUCAUAAUCCGACGGUCAGAAAAAAAAGAGCCAAUGGGUCUUGUACAUGUUAGAAUGUAUAAAAGAAGGAUGGUAAGAUCAUUGAACAUAAAGUUUGUUUAGUAGAAUAUGCAGUAUUCUUUGUGAACCC